AUGGCCAUCAACGAUAUCUUCUCCCCGCCACCACUGCCCUGCCCGGACUCCCUCAAAAGUCCGCCUCCGUUCAAACCCCAUCCACUCCGCCAACUCCGCACUGGUAGAAUCCAACCCGCCUUCAACGUCCCUGAACUCACCUCCGCAAUCUACAAGGUCCCACUCCAUGGCCCCCAAGAAAUCACCAAAUCCGGCAUCCCCACCGACGAACAGGCCUUCAUUCCCCAUGGCACCACCGACAGAGCUCUUCUCCACUACAGCUCCUCUCACUAUCCUCUCUGGAAGUCCGAAUUGCCGCAAUCCGCACACCUUUUCAAUGCCGGCGCAUUCGGCGAAAACCUCGUCAGCGAUGGGCUAGAUGAGAAAGCCGUAUGCAUCGGUGAUAAGGUAUCUAUCGAGGAAGUUCUCCUUCAAGUCGCGGAACUGCGCGAACCAUGCUACAAGUUAAACCACCGAUUCGAGGUCAAAGACAUGGCGAAGAGGACACAGACGCUUUUCCGUACAGGGUGGUUAUACCGCGUUUUGAAAACCGGGCUUGUGGCUCCUGGAGAUACGAUCACUUUAGUUGAAAGGCUGCACCCAGAAUGGACUGUUGCCAGGGUCCAGUAUUAUCUUUAUCACGAGAGGGAUAAUGUGGAGAGGAUGAGGGAGAUUCUGGAGGUAAAAGAGUUGAGUGGAGCUAUCAAGAACGUAUUUCGGAAGAGAGUUGGGAAGGGAAGACAGGAGGAUCAAGACCAGAGGAUGCUUGGGGAUGCAGGCUUGGCCAUGAAUAAGUGGAACGGGUAUCGCAUUGCGGAGAAGAGGAAGGAGACUAGCAGAGGGGAUGCGAAUGAUGAUCCAAUUGUCGAGCCUGGGAGCCAUGUGCGGCUGAAACUGGGCGGAAAGCUAGUACGGGCAUACUCCGUCAUUGGGGGCACGACGAAACGUUUUGAGAUCGGCGUUGCGUUGGAAGCUAAAAGCCACGGAGGCUCUAAGUUCCUCCACGAAGAGGCGAAGGUUGGAGAUGUCCUGACAAUUAGUCGCAUUACCCCGAGUUUCCCACUUGCGAAAGACGCAGCCAAGCAUAUUAUCAUAGCGGGAGGUAUUGGUAUCACAGCAUUUCUGGCAGCUCUAAGAUAUCUGAGGGAAUCGAGACUAAGCUACGAGCUUCACUUUGCAGUCGCAGGAGAAGUUCCACUCGAGCGAUACAUCGCUUCUUCCCCUGAGCAGGUAAAAAUUUACAGCAAGUCGCAAGGACAGGGGUUGGAUUCAUCCAAAAUCAUAGCCCGCGCCGACCCCAAGACGCAUAUCUAUUGUUGUGGACCACAACGCCUUAUGGACGGCGUUCGAGACACAAGCAAGGAAUUCGACGUCCCCGAGUCUUCUGUUCACUUCGAGACAUUCGCGAUCAUGACUGGAGGCGACCCAUUUACAACUAAGCUUCGAGAGAGCAAGAAGACCGUCGAGGUUGAAAGCUCCCAGACGCUGUUAGAUGCGCUGAGAGAAGUGGGUAUGGACAUCAACAGCUCGUGUGAGGCUGGAAACUGCGGGACUUGUAGGGUUAGUGUAUGUAGUGGGAGAGUUGAGCAUAGAGGAACGGGAUUGCUGGAAAGGGAGAAGCAAUCGGUGAUGCUGAGUUGCGUAUCCAGGAGCAUAGGACCCAUUGUGUUAAAUUUGUAG
Messenger RNA from Lindgomyces ingoldianus, 1659 nucleotides. RefSeq names its product 3-chlorobenzoate-3,4-dioxygenase reductase subunit. Lineage: Eukaryota; Fungi; Ascomycota; Dothideomycetes; Pleosporales; Lindgomycetaceae. The coding region runs from base 1 to 1659 and encodes 552 amino acids. Gene Ontology annotation, molecular function: oxidoreductase activity; pyridoxal phosphate binding; 2 iron, 2 sulfur cluster binding. The transcript has a single exon. The record is from RefSeq and is a predicted model, not a curated record.